UUGGUGUCAACUCCGAAUCGAGAGAGAGAAAAAAAGACGCCAUUAACAGUGCUCUGAUUAUUAGGAAGAUCACGCGAUUCAAUCUCCUAAAUUCCUUCUUUUUUACAGAAAAUGGCGUGCUCGAGUUUGGUGAAGUUAAACGCAUCGUCUUCCCAGUGGAUCGGCGGUCAAAAGUCGUUCGAUCAGCGGUCUGGAUCAUCUCUUCGAUUCGCCAAUCGCCGUAUCUCCGUUGUUCGAGCUGGAGGUUACCGCGAUGAGCUUGUCAAAACCGCUAAAACCAUUGCAACUCCUGGUCGUGGUCUCCUUGCAAUUGAUGAAUCAAGUGCUACCUGUGGAAAGAGAUUGGCAUCUAUUGGCCUAGACAACACAGAAGUCAAUCGACAAGCGUACCGACAACUUUUGCUUACAACUCCUGGCUUGGGUGAUUACAUAUCAGGGGUUAUUCUUUUCGAAGAGACACUCUACCAGUCGACAACAGAUGGAAAGAAGUUUGUGGAUGUCUUGAAAGAGGCAAAUAUUGUUCCUGGUAUCAAAGUUGAUAAGGGUUUAGUCCCCCUACCAGGAUCCAACAACGAGUCAUGGUGCCAGGGACUUGAUGGUUUGGCUUCUAGAUCUGCUGAAUACUAUCAACAAGGUGCUCGUUUUGCAAAGUGGAGAACAGUUGUGAGCAUCCCUUCUGGACCUUCAGCUUUGGCCGUUAAGGAGGCUGCAUGGGGACUUGCACGCUAUGCUGCCAUAUCUCAGGAUAACGGUUUGGUGCCUAUUGUGGAGCCUGAAAUUCUUCUUGAUGGGGAUCAUCCCAUUGAGAGAACUCAAGAAGUUGCAGAGCGGGUGUGGGCAGAAGUCUUUUACUAUUUGGCUGAGAAUAAUGUCAUGUUUGAGGGUAUUCUACUCAAACCCAGCAUGGUUACUCCAGGAGCUGAUCACAAGCAAAAAUCAACCCCCGAAGCUAUUGCUGAAAGCACACUCUCUGUACUCAGACGGAGGGUGCCUCCAUCUGUCCCCGGAAUCAUGUUCUUGUCUGGGGGGCAAUCUGAAGUGGAAGCGACACUUAACCUGAAUGCAAUGAACCAAAGCCCAAACCCAUGGCACGUAUCGUUCUCAUAUGCACGCGCCCUUCAGAAUACAGUGCUUAAGACAUGGAAAGGACUUCCUGAGAAUGUUGAAGCUGCAAAGAAGGCUUUGCUUGUUCGUGCAAAGGCAAACUCACUGGCUCAACUCGGUAAGUACUCAGCUGAGGGUGAGAAUGAGGAGGCUAAGACGGGUAUGUUCGUCAAGGGCUACACUUAUUAAACGGUUUUCGCAGCUGAUGAUGUUUAUUAUGAGAGAUUGAGAAAGGAGAUUUUAUAAGACACAUAAUUCUCCACCCCAAUAAUUUGCUUAUCUUGAAACUCUUUUUAUCUUAAUCUUAUUAUGUUUUACAUCUUCUCUCAUUAAUCCCAAUUUCUUAUGUUCAUUAGGAGAUUGCAGGAGAUUAUGGAACAGAUAAAAUUGUUGUUUUUUAAAUAGUUUAUGUGAGUUUCUUGGAU
Molecule: messenger RNA, 1529 nt
Organism: Impatiens glandulifera
Lineage: Eukaryota; Viridiplantae; Streptophyta; Magnoliopsida; Ericales; Balsaminaceae
Product: fructose-bisphosphate aldolase 1, chloroplastic-like
Exons: 6
Coding region: 112-1293 (393 amino acids)
Biological process (GO): glycolytic process; fructose 1,6-bisphosphate metabolic process
Cellular component (GO): cytosol
Molecular function (GO): fructose-bisphosphate aldolase activity
Source: RefSeq, a predicted model, not a curated record